AUAUUUCUACCCGCUGAGCUCAUGUUAAGCAUGCGCCGCCGUCUCCUCCCGUAAAGCACCGUCAGACCAGACUUCGUUCAACAAAUUACCAAUUUAAUAUUAUUCUGAGCUUCAGCUUAAUUAAAGUGAUUGCGACGCUUGUUGUGAGAUUUGUUACACAUCGUUAAGGUGUGGUGUUUAAUUCGGUAUAUGUCUUCUCCACCAAACGGGGUUAUAUUAUGAUAAAUCUCUGCUGUUUACGUCUCUCGGGGCUAGCGCAGGGAACCUGCAGAGAAAUCCUAAACGCUUCAAUUUUAUCGUUGUAUAAUUCUGAAUGUUGUUAUUUUUGAAUAAAUGCCAACGACUCUUCAGGUCUUGUUUUUUUUUUAAAAACAAACAGUGUUGCAUGUUGUCAGAUAACGCGAUCACUAAACUAAUGGUUUUUGUAAGGGAGUUUAGUGCAGAGUUCUCUCCAGCUGCUCGGGGAGCGGAACGAUCGUCUCGCCAAACUCCAUGAAGCAAACAGUCAAUUUAACAUUUCUCUGUAUUUGGACUGAACUGAAAUGAAGUUAGACCUCCAACAGUUUUAUGAAGAGGUUCCCUUUAAUUCGGGUUAUUUUGGGUCCACCCAACUAUGUCAAAUCUCACCUGUUUACAUUUGUCCAUCAUGUUUGUGGAAACAGGCCCAAACCCAGAGUUUCUUCUUCUUUCUUCUUUGGUUUGGGACCCCAUCCCCCAGGAUUCCAUCAUAAGCCCAUAGUCAAUAGGAUACUGAGAGACGGAUGAUGAUCAUCUGGAACAUCAGACUCAGGUUCCCCUGGGGCCCUCAGAGGCCCUCAGGGGCCCCUGGGGGGCAUCAGAGGACCCCGGUGCCCUCAGGGGGCCCUCAACAGCCCAGACAGCACACAGGAAGCAGAAUUCACUGCAUGACUUCUGGUUAAUGUAUUUGUUUUUCAAAUGGAAGUUUUGAAUUGACUUUCAGGACCAGUUGAGUUCAUCAUCACCAUGGCGACGCCGCCAUCAGUCCUGAGAGAGUUCUGCCCGCUCUACUACCUGCUGAAUGCCAUCCCAGCCAAGGUGCAGCGGGGCUUCCGGUCCGUGCUGGUCUACCUGACGGCUCUGGACAGCAGCAGUGAGUUCCUGGCGGCGGGCAGCAGCAUCGGGAUGCUCUACCUGUACUGCCGCCGCCUCGCCCACAUGAACAAGUACAGCCUGGAGGGGAAGAGUGAUGCGAUCACAGCUGUGAAGCUGCUCAGCUGUUUUGAUGAUCUGGUUGCUGUGGGAACAGCGUCCGGACGGGUUGCAGUCUUUCAGCUCGUGUCUCCACUUCCUGGUCGAAACAAACAGUUAAGGCGUUUCGACGUGGUCGGCCUCCAUAAAGGUUCGGUGACGUCUCUGGCGUGGAGCACCAACGGGAUGAAGCUGUUCUCUGGAGACGAUAAAGGACGAGUGGUGUUCUCCUCUCUGGACCUGGACCAGGGCGUGUGUAAACCAGAGCUGCUGCUGGAGGAAUCAUCAGCUGUGGUCCAGCUGGAGUACAGACACCAGCUGCUGCUAGUCUCCACACACCACAGAUCCCUGAUCUACUGCACACAGACACACCAGGCCCAGCAGCUGGGAACCAGGCCCCGCAAGAGCAGCGGCCGGUUCGGAGCCAGCUUCCUGCCGGCUCUCUGUAAACAGAGCGACCUUCAGGUGUUCGCUGCUCGACCUGGACUCAGACUGUGGAGGUCUGACAUCAAAGGACAGGUGGAGGACACACGGCUGCUCAAACCUCUCUUCAGCACACAGAUUCCUCAGUUCGAGUUGUUUCCUCGUCCCGGUCCGAUUGGAGCUUACCGUCCAGCCGACAGACAGCUUGGUCUGCUCAGCUGUUUCCUCAGAGAGGGCUGGAUCCUCAGCUGGAACGAGUACAGCGUUUACGUUCUCGACUGUCUCAACGAGGUGGUCAUUGGGGCGUUGGAGAGCAGUGGAGAUAUCGUAUCAGUGUCGUGUUGUGACAACGAGAUCUUCAUCCUGAAAGGAGACAGAGACAUCAUCCGCCUGUCCAACAGUCCUGAGGGACUGUCCUCUAAUUUGUCUGAGCUGUCCGUCCGCCUGUCCUCACCUUUGACCACUGUUCUUCCACCAACCGGAUCAGUGGAAACAGCUCAGCCAAUCAGAACCAUGGCCAUCAUUGUAGAGGGUGGGGGGAGGGAGGAGGGGGGAGGAGGGUGGGAGAGGCACAGCGAGGACGGGGAGCGAGAGGACGAGGAGGAGGUGGAGGAGGCGGAGGAGCAGCUCUGCCAGCAGUCCGGUUUGUUCACCAGCAGCUCUCGCAGCCGCAGCAGCUCCGUCACGUCCUGGGACAGUCUACAUGGAAACACGCCGAUGACCACCUCCUGCGAGCUGGGCUCCAGGCGCUACAGCGCCCCCAUGGGUCAGGGCGAGAUGCAGCAGGAACUAGUUGUGAAGGCCAUCAGAGUGAAGAAAAAGAAGAGAAGACGACAAGACAGCAGCAGUGGGACCCAUCUCUCUGAGAGCAGCUGCUCAGACUCCAUGUUUGUAGUCCAUGACGGCAGCUGUAGUGACGGAGGAAGUGGAACUCCUCUGAGUGACAGAGCCUCCCUCAUCGGUCUGGACCUUCAGAACCAGGACUCUCCAGAACAACUCCAGGACCAGAACUCUCAGGAGGCCGGGGGUGGAGGUUCAGAUGGAGGUGAAAACGAUGGAGAGGAGGUGGAGUCCUUCUCCAACCAGUCUGGCUCCCUCCUCCCUCCAGGCUCCCUGCUCCUCCAGAGCCCAGAGAACCAGCUAAACCCAGGAAAGGCUCCUGGUCCUGGUCCUGGUGCAGAGGUUGCCCCCCCCACCCCGGAUGUUGACCUGCUGCUGGAAUGCACCUUCUCCUACAUGCACAACACUGAGGAGGAAGAGGAACAGCAGCUAAUGGAGGAGCAGGAGGACGAGUUUCUGAGCCCUCUGAUUGGACCAGAGGAAGAUGAGAAUGAGGACCUGGCGCCUCCUCCUGGUCUGGCAGACCAGAUGUUUUACUCCACCAUGUCCAGUCUGGACAGGAAACCCAGCAUGUCCAGUGAUGAAGAGGGAGACAUCUACUGUCACACUCUGCCCCCUACUGGCACUGCCGGAGAGGUCCUCACCUGUCUAUCCAAUCAGUCAGAGAAGACAGUAGGCAGACAGACAGACCAGGACCAGGACAGAGAUGCACAGAAACCACCUGACCAGCUGGCAGAGAGCUGGAUGGGAUACUCAGGACCAGGAUGUGGAAUCCUGAGUCUGCAGGUGACGGACAGGUUUGUGUGGUGUCUGGACUUUAAAGGAGGACUGUUCUGCAGCAGUCUGCCUGAAACUGGACUCAACUGGCAGCGCUUCGAAGACAAUAUCCACCAAGUGGCGCUGUCCUCAUCAGGUAACCUGCUUUGGAAGGUGGAGCAGAAGAGCAUGACGGCGUUCGCUUGUGCCAAAGUAUCGGUGAAAGGAAAGCGGCACUGGUACAAAGCAGUGGAGCACGCCGCCUUCGUGGCUCUGAGCGACGACUCGGCCUGGAUCAUCAAGACCAAUGGAGACCUCUACCUGCAGACGGGUCUGAGCGUGGAUCGGCCGUGUGCUCGCUCUGUGAAGGUUGAGUCUCCGUGUGUGUUCAGCCAGGUGUGUGUGAGUGCAGGUGUGGUCUGGGCUCUGAGCGAACACAAAGCUCUGUUCUACAGAGAAGGACUGAACAGCUACUGCAGUGAGGGAGAGGGCUGGAAGUAUGACACCGUCAGCGAGGCUCAGGGUCUGGAGCUGGUGUGCGUGGCUCUGGGGGCAGGGGGGACGGCCUGGGCGCUGGAUGCCAGCGGCAGCCUCUGGUUCCGGACCGGGAUCUGCUCGUCCCGGCCACAGGGCGAGGACGACCACUGGUGGCAGAUCAGUAUCUCUGACUACGUGGUGUUCGACCAGGGCAGCCUGUUCCAGACGCUGCUGCAGGCCACGCAGAGUGUUGCCACGGUGACCAGAGCGCCGGUGGAGCGUGUGGUGGCGUUCUUGUCGCAGUACUCGCAGUGCCAGCCCAGUCUGGUCAGCGCCAACAGCAGCGGAGUCUGGGUCGCCUCAGGACGGAACCAGCUGCACCUGGCCCGCGGCAGCCUCGUGGGGACUUUCUGGCAGAAUGUUGUUCCAAGAGGAACCGUCUCAGCCACCAGGUGGACCUUCAUCACGUCUUCAGCUGUGCCUCACGGAGAAGGCACGUUCCUGUGGUUGGCUCAGAGCAGGAAGGAUCUGUUCUGUGUUUGGGACCAGGAUGGAGAGCUCCGCCCCUCGUCAGUCUCUCUGCCCGUGGAGAUGGAGCUGACUCACCUGUCUGCCUGUUGUGAUGCUCUGUGGGCUUUAGACACUCACGGCCGAGUCAGUAUUCGAACGCUGUCUCCGUCUUGUCCCUUCGGACUCCACUGGACCCCUCUGGACCUCAGCCAGCUUGGAAGUGUCCGUCUGGUCAGUGUGAGCUGUGGCAGUCAGAACGUCUGGGCUGUGGACAGUCGAGGAGUUGUUUACUUCAGAGUUGGAACCCAACCGAUGAACCCGAGCAUGAUGCUGCCGGCCUGGAUCCACAUAGAACCUCCUGGACAGCCAAUAGGAGUGCAGCUAGUCAGUAUUCAGACAAGUCCUAACGAUCGUCUCCUCUGGGCGUUGGACAACAGAGGAAGUGUCUUCGUCAGGACCGGACUCAGUGAUGAGAUGCCUGUGGGGACGGACUGGGAGCUGGUCCCAGGUUUGGCCGUCAGUCAGCUGGUCCUCAGCUGUCGGACUGUUUGGGUUCGGUGUGUAAACGGAGACGUGGCGCGACGUUACGGCGUCUCCGACAGAAACCCGGCAGGAGAUUACUGGAAGAAGAUCCCCGGAAACACACACUGGUUAACUGUGACCCCUGAGGACGAGUUGUGGGCGGUGACUCUGAUUGGUGGAUUGUCCCGUCGCCUGACAAAGCUCCUCUCACAGGCUCCUUGUAGACUGGCCCCCUCAGCCCCCCCCCUCGGCGGUGACGACGUCGACGACGAAUGGGAGCUCAUCUAACUGAUGACUUCACAGUGAUGUCACUGUUUGGUGUUGGUCUGGUGGGAUGCAGUGAUGUCACAGUGACACCACUUCCCGUUUUCAAAUUUCCUCCUGAAGCAGGAAGUGGGCUGUGAUGUCACCACUGGACCGAUAGCAGGCUGGUGACAUCACUUCCUGUGACUUUUCUUAAAAAAGAUGGCCACACAUAGGGAGCCCAGGUGGCUGCUGGGAAAUGAAGUGAACUGAAACUUUGUUUUAUUUUUGUUUUAACAGGAAGCACUUUAAUCUGAAGGGAAGGUGGGCUACAGAGGAACCGGUUCUAACUGGUUCUAACUGGUUCUAACUGGUUCUAACUGGUUCUGGUGGAUUCUGACUGGUUUUGGCAGGUUCUAACUGGUUCUAAGUGGUUUUGACUGGUUCUAACUGUCUCUAAGUGUUUCUUACUGGUUCUAACUGGUUUAACUGGUUCUUACUGGUUCUAAAUAAGGCAUUCCAGCUCCAGUCUGGUUGUUAAGGACAUUAAAGGGACGUCUCUGUUUUUUUUAAAUCCAACAUUCAUUCAGAGAUAAUUGUGACUUGAAUGUACAACCACAAAUCCAAAAAGUUGGGACGCUGUGCAAAUGUAAAUAAAACAGAGUUUAAUAAUGUGUUAAUUCUUUCUGACAUUUAUUCAGCUUAAAACUGUCUUAAGACAAAAUAUUUAAUGUUCAAACUGAACAUUUUAUUCAUUGUAAAUUUGAGCCCAGUGUUUAUAUUCACAGUAAAGUUUACCAGUUUGUCUUUGUCUAGUUUCCAGUUGAAUAAAUGUCAGGAAGGAUCAGCACAUCACUCUGUUGUAUUCACGUUUAUUUACCUUCGGUGUAUAUAACAACUACCGAGGAAGAAUGAGGAUCCGUCAGGACGAGGUUCUAAAUCUGCUAAUAUUUACUUCAGUGCAGUCCCGUCUGGUCCUGGUUCUGGACUGUGCCAUUAAAGGGACGUCUCUCUCUGUGCAGUUUGGUUUAGGCUAAACUGGAAUUUAGGGGAUUAUAGACUUAAAGGGACUCUUAUUCUGGUUCUACUGGUUCCAUCCACACGUUUCUGUUGAAUAUCAAAGGGACAUUUCACAGUUCUGUAACUGAAUCUCAGUCCAGUUCUUCCUUUCUCUUCUUCAGUUUUAUUCUGCUGAAUCUUCUGGCCGGGUUCAACCGAGUUAUAUUAGGUUCAGUUGGGUUGUUCUGGGGUAAAUGUGGUUUAACUGGUUAAACUGGGAUCAGACUGGAACAGACUCAUCUCAGUUACUGUGGCAAGAGGCAGGAGCUCUGCCCCCUGAUGUAAAAAUGUAAAUUAAAAUGUUUGUUGUUGAAAAUCACGUUUAACUCUUUAAAUACGAUUAGAACAAAUUCUGGACUCGCUCGAACACUGGACCCUGAUGGACUCAGAUGGACCCUGAUGGACUGUAAUGGACCCUGAAGGACUCUAUUGGACCCUGAUGGACGGUAGUAGACCCUGAAGGACUUUAAUGGACCCUGAAGGACUCUACUGGACCCCGAUGGACUCUAAUGGACCCUGAUGGACUCUUCUAGACCCUGAUGGACUCUAAUGGACCCUGAUGGACUCUUCUAGACCCUGAUGGACUCUAAUGGACCCUGAAGGACUCUACUGGACCCUGAUGGACUCUACUGGACCCUUGUGUACUGUAGUGGACCCUGAAGGACUGUAGUGGACUCUGAUGGACUGUAGUGGACAUUUAAAAAAAACUUUAAACUCACCCUCUUCAUUUCAAACAGCGUUGCCAUGGAAAUCUUUGCAGGUGACUCCAUCGUUAUGUCAUCCUGAUGUCAGCUGAUUGGUCGAAUGUUCUGACCAAUAAGAAUUCAGUGUAGACUCACCUGGUGGUUUAAUUCCUUAAAUUAAUAAACAUGUUUAAACACAA
Molecule: messenger RNA, 6922 nt
Organism: Centropristis striata (black sea bass)
Lineage: Eukaryota; Metazoa; Chordata; Actinopteri; Perciformes; Serranidae
Gene: tecpr2
Product: tectonin beta-propeller repeat containing 2
Exons: 25
Coding region: 985-5025 (1346 amino acids)
Molecular function (GO): protein binding
Source: RefSeq, a predicted model, not a curated record